Molecule: messenger RNA, 3150 nt
Organism: Symphalangus syndactylus (siamang)
Lineage: Eukaryota; Metazoa; Chordata; Mammalia; Primates; Hylobatidae
Gene: BID
Product: BH3 interacting domain death agonist
Biological process (GO): positive regulation of intrinsic apoptotic signaling pathway; positive regulation of release of cytochrome c from mitochondria; apoptotic mitochondrial changes
Cellular component (GO): cytoplasm; cytosol; mitochondrion
Source: RefSeq, a predicted model, not a curated record
AUGUUAAAGCGUGAGUGACAUCCUCUGACCUUUUAUAAAAGAAGCAAAAGUCUAGGGAGCCCGGGUAGAAGUGAGGGCGGCUGGAGGAGCCACAGCGGGCUCAGGGAGUGAGCCCACGCGAGGGUGCAGAGCAACUGGACGCUCCAACAGGGCUGGUGGGAGUGCCGAACGGUGUGCAUCACCUUGGAAAGCAGGCAGUUUUUAAUACCAUGAAGCUCGUCCAGCCUUAUGAUUCACAGUUCCACUCCUAGGUAUCACACUCAAGAGAAGUGAAGACGCCCACGAAGGGCUCUGCAGCAGCACUGUCGGUGAGAGCUGCAGCUGGGGAUGCGUGGAUUGGCCUGUCAUUCCAGCACUUUGGGAGGCCGAGGUGGGAGCAUCGCUGGAGCCCAGGGGUUCGAGACCAGCCUGAGACCUCCAGAGGUGGAGACCCCCCCCCACCUCCACUAAAAACUGAAAAAGAAAUUAGCUGGGUGUGGUGUGCGCCUGUAGUCCCAGCAUUAUCUAUAUGUUAAACUGAUGUUUUAAAUCAGAGUUGAUAUCCAAAUAAUUAAAGAAUAAAUAACAAGCACAGGGACUGGUGAGGGGCUGGGCCAGAUUCCCUGCAACCCAUGUGGCUUCACCCACUUUCCAAACCCCUGGUUCCGUGAGGACCGAGAAUGACCACCCCAGACUAUUCCAGAAACAGCCUGGGGAUUCUGAAUGUUUCCCAGAGAAUCAUUAGGUAUUACCCCAGCGGCGCUGGAGUUAAGUGGCCAACUUAAAGUUGGACGACACUGUCUGAAACAGUCGCGUAAGGGGUCGCCAUUGGGACACUGUGAACCAGGAGUGAGUCGGAGCUGCCGCGCUGCCCAGGCCAUGGACUGUGAGGUCAACAAUGGUUCCGGCCUCAGUGAUGAGUGCAUCACAAACCUACUGGUGUUUGGCUUCCUCCAAAGCUGCUCUGACAACAGCUUCCGCAGAGAGCUGGACGCGUUGGGCCACGAGCUGCCAGUGCUGGCUCCCCAGUGGGAGGGCUACGAUGAGCUGCAGACUGACGGCAACCGCAGCAGCCACUCCCGCUUCGGAAGAAUAGAGGCAGAUUCUGAAAGUCAAGAAGACAUCAUCCGGAACAUUGCCAGGCACCUCGCCCAGGUCGGGGACAGCAUGGACCGUAGCAUCCCUCCAGGCCUGGUGAACGGCCUGGCCCUGCAGCUCAGGAACACCAGCCGGUCGGAGGAGGACCGGAACAGGGACCUGGCCACUGCCCUGGAGCAGCUGCUGCAGGCCUACCCGAGAGACAUUGAGAAGGAGAAGACCAUGCUGGUGCUGGCCCUGCUGCUGGCCAAGAAGGUGGCCAGUCACACGCCGUCCUUGCUCCGUGAUGUCUUUCACACAACGGUGAAUUUUAUUAACCAGAACCUACGCACCUACGUGAGGAGCUUAGCCAGAAACGGGAUGGACUGAACGGACAGUUCCAAAAGUGUGACUGGCUAAAGCUCGAUGUGGUCACAGCUGUGUAGCUGCUUCCAGUGUAGACGGAGCCCUGGCAUGUCAACAGCAUUCCUAGAAAAGACAGGCUGGAAGAUAGCUGUGAUUUCUAUUUUAAAGACAAUGUUUUAAGCUUAUAACCCAUUUUAAAAUAUCUACAUUAAUAUACUUGAAUGAAAAUGUCCAUUUACACGUAUUUGAAUGGCCUUCAUAUCAUCCACACAUGAAUCUGCACAUUUGUAAAUCUACACAUGGUGCCUUUAUUUCCGCUGUGCAGGUUCCCACUUGAAAAUUAAAUUGAAAAGCAGGUUUCAAGGAAGUAGAAACAAAAUACAAUUUUUUUGGUGAAAAAAAUUACUGUUUAUUAAAGUACAACCAUAGGGGAUGGUCUUACAGCAGGCAGUAUCCUGUUUGAGGAAAGCAAGAAUUGGAGAAGGAACAUACCCCUUACAAAUGAAAAAUUCCACUCAAAAUAGGGACUAUCUUAAUACUAAGGAACCAACAAUCUUCCCGUUUAAAAACCAAAUGGCACAGAGACUCUGAACUCAAACGAUGGGAAGUCCGGCCCCAGUACACAGGGGCUUGACUUUUUCAACUUCCUCUCCUUUGUUGGAGUCAAAAAGAACCACUUGUGGUUCUAAAAGGUGUGAAGGUGAUCUAAGGGCCCAAGUCAGCCACUGUUUACAAAAUCAGGUAACUGCAUGCACUUUUUCUCUUUCCGUGACAUCAAGACUUUGCUAAAGACAUUAAGCCGCGGGUGCCAGAAGCUACUGCGAUGCCCCGGGAGUUAGCCCCCUGGUAAUAGCUGUAAACUUCCCAUUUCUAGCCAUACACUCAGCUCAUCCAUGCCUCAGAAGUGCAUCUGCAGAGAACAGGUUUCUAAGCAUAAAAGAUGAAAGAGCAGUUGGACUUUUUAAAAAUUCAGCAAAGUGGUUCCCUCUCUUAGGGAUAGUCAAAACCAAGUCACUUAGGUAGUACCAAAAUAAAUAAGGGAAAGCUUAGCUUUAGAAACAGUGCAGGCCGGGCGCGGUGGCUCACGCUUGUAAUCCCAGCACUUUGGGAGGCCGAGGCGGGCGGAUCACGAGGUCAGGAGAUCGAGACCACGGUGAAACCCCAUCUCUACUAAAAAUACAAAAAACUAGCCGGGCGUGGUGGCAGGCGCCUGUAGUCCCAGCUACUCGGAGAGGCUGAGGCAGGAGAAUGGCGUCAACCCAGGAGGCGGAGCUUGCAGUGAGCUGAGAUUGUGCCACUGCACUCCAGUCUGGGUGACAGAGCGAGACUCCGUCUCAAAAAAAAAAAAAAAGAGUACAACACUGGUCUGCUGUUCCAAUGGUAAGCUAUGUCCUAGGAAUCAGUUUAAAAGCAUGACAGUGGAUGCUGGGUCCAUAUCACACACAUUGCUGUGAACAGGAAACUCCUGUGACCACAACAUGAGGCUACUGGAGACACAUGAGUAAGGGCACUGACGGACUCAUGAUUUCUUCUUGCCAGACACUUUCCUGUUCCCUAAGAGUUUAAAAUCAUCAGAAAAGAAAAACAAACUCUAUAUUGUUCAGCAUGGAAUACAUACCAUGCUAGGGCUGGCUCAAUUGAAAGUGGGCAAAAGGUUACAAAUACUAAAAAGAAGUGCUGCUGUGCAGUGUGAAGGCCACCGUUUGGAAAUAAAUCUUCCUAACACUA